Paramisgurnus dabryanus is the source of this 946-nucleotide messenger RNA. RefSeq names its product urokinase plasminogen activator surface receptor-like. The record is from RefSeq and is a predicted model, not a curated record. Lineage: Eukaryota; Metazoa; Chordata; Actinopteri; Cypriniformes; Cobitidae.
CCUCUUUUGAUCGUUCAUAUUUAAGCCACUGAAAGGGUUUGUGAUUUUAUUCACCUCCUGACAGACCAAAGAUGGAACUGAAAAUCUUCAUUGUUUUCUUCUGCACUCUUUUCACUGGAGGACAUUCACUCCAAUGUAAUCAGUGUUUAGAUAUAAUGGGUCCUUGUAAAAGCAACGUGACGACUUGUCCGGACACUGCGGUAUGUGCAAGUGCAAGAAUUGUAGAGUCCGCUGGCGACAAUGAAGUUACAAUGCAGUAUAAAGGUUGUGCAGUGACGGAUAUUUGUAUAAGUGGAUCUUUUAACAUCGGAGAUACAAGGACAGUUAUAUCUACACAGUGCUGUAACACAGACCUUUGUAAUAGCAAAGACGCCCCAGAUUACAGCUCUAAAAGCCCCAAUGGAAAACAAUGUUACUACUGUGAUGGGAAGAGUUGUUCAAACAUAUUAAACUGUUUAGGAAAGGAAGACUACUGCCUUAAAGCUACAGCAACUAAUGGGACUGUGUCUCAGACUUUUAAAGGAUGUGCCUCUAAAUCUAUCUGUGAUGCCAAAUCACAAUUGACUGCAGAUUACAAAAGUGUCUUAUGCUGUGAGAGAAAUCUGUGUAAUGGUGCUAAAAGCAUUACACAGAAUCUCCUCUUUCUCUUAUGGCCGCUCUUCUUUUACAUCCUGAUCCACUGAAUUCAGCAAAACUUCACUUUAUACAGCAGUAAUGUGAGAUAUUGUGGUGGGAUUAGUAAACAAAAAAAAAAAAAGUAUGUUUCAUGAUUUAUGCAUCUUAUCACUGCAAUAGCAGUAUGUGAUAUAUUUUGAGUUAAAAUGCAAUGUUUAAUUUAAUAUACUGUAGCUUAAUUUUCAUUUAAUUUUGUGGUGUUAUAUUGUUAGAAAAAAAUAUACUGCAAACAGGAGAAAACAUGAAAUAAACUCUAACCACAACACCUCUA